This is a messenger RNA of Mangifera indica (mango), 2120 nucleotides long. RefSeq names its product ethylene-responsive transcription factor-like protein At4g13040. Bases 1217 to 1936 code for a protein of 239 amino acids. Gene Ontology annotation, biological process: regulation of DNA-templated transcription. Lineage: Eukaryota; Viridiplantae; Streptophyta; Magnoliopsida; Sapindales; Anacardiaceae. The transcript has 6 exons. Gene Ontology annotation, molecular function: DNA binding; DNA-binding transcription factor activity. The record is from RefSeq and is a predicted model, not a curated record.
UCUUAUUUUGUUGUUAUCUCUUUGUAAUGGCUACCUCCGCUUGUGCUUUUCAUGGUUAAGCAUUCUUCUUCUUUGAUGGGUGGUGCUUUUGUUUUGGCUUUGUGGGUUGUUCUUGAUUUUGUCUGGCUAUGAAAGGUGGUAGGUUGGUGGGGUUGACUUAGUCUUCACGGAGAUGGACUAACAAUUCUUUUCAAGAAACCACUUUUGGGCAAUUUGCUUGGUUUAACAUGAGUGUUAUUCGAGUUUUACUUUAUACAAUUUUGCAAUCUAUUCUUGUUUUAAUUUACUAUUGUUUUGCUUAUCAUUGUCAACCUGUUUCUGUAUCCACAAAAAGAUUUUACUUUUGAUCCCAACUCAGGCGGGGUUGACUGAAAAAGGUUCGUUAAAUGUUUAGUGUACUGGUUGGUUCUUAUUCUAAUUCUAUGUGGGAAAGGUUGGUGCGGUAUUAGAAUCAACGAUGUUUCUUUAAAACUGGAUAUGCAAUCUAAGCUACAAGUUGGUUUUUGUUCAAAUUCACUGGGAUCUAUUGUUAAUUUUUCCUCGUGAUUUUUUCUGAGAUAAUGAAAGUUUUGGGGAUUUUAGUGGCUUCGCUGGUGAAUUAAAAGCUGACACCCAUAGAUUGUCCUCUUUAGAUGGAGAUAUUAGUUUUAUAAAAAGUAGUCGUAGCUCACAUGGUGAGAAAUUUAAUAAUAACACGUCAAGUAAGAUAACGGGCCUCUGAUGGAAAAACUUAUUUGCUUUUUCAGAUUUUCUUUUUGUAGGUUACAUACUUCUGUGUUGUGCAUCAGUUGCUUUCAAGUUCUAACAAAGUUCUUUUCAGGUUUUAACAUGCAUCGAACUCAAAAGGUUUCCCUUUUGACUAAGAGCUUGGCUUAUGUUAGCCUAAGAAAACUGCUAAAUUUCUCUCUUUUCAGCCGAAUGACUUGAGAAUACAUUUUUCUGAUCCUCUUUUCUAGAGCUACCGGCAUUCUGUUAUUACUUUUCUUCUUUCUUUAACUAUUACUUGUCAUGUUAUUUUCUAGGAUAACGUUUCUUGUUCCUAUUCAUAUAAUGGAUUUUUUAAAAAUAGCUUUAUUUUAUAACUCUUUGCCAUCAGAAAUUUACUUUCUAAUGUCUCCGUGUUUGUUCUGUCUCUAACUAUCCUAGGAGUGGACUGCCAGAUGUUGAAGGACAUCAACUAAAGCAUUGUGCAAUCUUAGAAAUAUUUAGGUCCAUCAUGGUGAGUUUAAGAAGACGCAAGCUCCUGGGACUCUGCUCUGGAAAAAGUUCUUUUCUAGCUCCAUUUCCUAGGAAUUCUGUUAAUGGUAUUGCUCCUGAGACCCAGAACACCAAACCUCUCACUGUACAUCCCAUUACAUCUGAUGAUCUGAGUCGGUCACCAUGGAAAGCCACUGCAAAAUUAGGACCUCUGUCCUCCAAUGUGUCUGGUUCAAGCUCACCUGAAGAAAAACCAAUAUUACAGCAUGUUGAAAAAGAGCAACAUAGUCAAUCAUUUUCAGGGCUACCAAUCAAACGCAGAAAGCGACAUAGAAGGAAGCAGAUUCAAAACCAAGAACCAUGUCUGAUGAGAGGUGUCUACUUCAAAAAUAUGAAAUGGCAGGCAGCGAUAAAAGUGGACAAGAAACAAAUCCACUUGGGAACUGUUGGUUCACAAGAGGAGGCUGCUCGUUUGUAUGACAGGGCAGCUUUCAUGUGUGGGAGGGAGCCCAACUUUGAGCUCUCUGAAGAGGAGAAGCAAGAGCUUCGGCAAUUCAAGUGGGAUGAAUUCUUGGCAUUCACUCGCCGUUCAAUUACUCAUAAAAAGUACAAGAGGAGACUUGGGGCAGGGCCGCAUAAGAGGUCUGAGUCUCCAUUCGAAAAUGGUGACUGGGAUGUUAAGCAAGGAGUGGACGGCUUGUCGGGGUCAGAAGAUGCUGGGCCAGACUCAUCAGCCUGAUCUUGAAAGUAAUGUCAUGAAAACGAGGCUGAAUAAUUCUAACAGUUCGCCUGUAACUGAGUAGCCUCCAAUUUUUUCAGCAUAUAAAAGGCCCCUAUUAUAGGGCAAAUCAGGGUAAAUCUCUAAAAUUAUUGGGAAAGCAAAGAGAUUUUUAGCCUUAAUGCAAUAAUUAUUUUAAGUAUUA